CUCCUCCUCCUUUGAAUUAUGGCUUCUAAACCCAAUCCUAAGCUCCCGGAGCCAUCGAGUAGCAGUCGAUUCAAGCCCGUAAUCACUCGGUUAUUCGAUCUGCUUCCUGCCAUUGGCUUCCUCUUCCUCACCGUCAAUGUCGUCACGGCUGCUUACCACGCUCGCCACGACCCAGGUACCCUCGUGUUCGUGCUCUGGUCCUACGUAAAUCUGUUGCUCCUAUUCUGGUGCCUGAAAAAAUUUGAGAACCUGAGAACCGACUGUCCGCCUCCGGCCGAGAAGAGGGAGAGACUUAAAGUGGCUAUCUGGGUGCUUUCCACCGCCCUCAACCUCACCUUCGCCUGGCGAGUGGCCGGGAUAAUGCCAUUAGCGCUGGCGGUUGUCAUCUGGGCAAUGUCUGGCUUUCUUGCCGUUGCUGGCUUCUACGGUCUCUUCAUUUACAAGGAUGGGAACGGCGACCUCGACGAGCCAGAGUUCCAGGAGCUCUCUCCGGAUGAAAAAGUUUAGCAGCCUCUCCCAAUUAUGUAUUGGGAACAAUGUGGUCCACCAUACUUCUCUACAUAAAUAAAAGUGGUCGCUUCUUAUAUUUGUUCGUAUGGUCCUGCGGGUCUCGCCGUUCCUGCUACUGGAUGUUUAAAUUAGAAUAAAGUGGGUUGUACCUUACUGCUCUCCCAGUAUGUUCACUGCAAUAUAUAUUAAGUAUUUUAUUAUAUUA
This is a messenger RNA of Elaeis guineensis (African oil palm), 715 nucleotides long. RefSeq lists its product as uncharacterized. NCBI's taxonomy places the organism in Eukaryota, Viridiplantae, Streptophyta, Magnoliopsida, Arecales, Arecaceae. The record is from RefSeq and is a predicted model, not a curated record.